AUGUCGAAGAUCGAUCCACCAAAGAUGGGACUCGAGAUUGGCCCAGAUCGCUUGAAGUACUAUGUCCACAAAGCUCUGCUAGUCCACUAUUCUGAGUACUUCCGCAAUGCACUCAAAGGUCCUUGGAAGGAGGCAGAGGAGGGCGUUGUGAAGUUGGUAGAUGUCCAGCCGGCUGCGGUGAACAUCUUCAUGCACUGGCUCUACAUCCAAGAUCUUCCGAGAGAACACGACUUCAGGGCGUGGGAAGACAUCCUGGCGAGGGAGCGUCAGACCAAUUUCGAAAUAGCCAUGAUACGUGCAUACGCGUUUGCAGACCGCUUCUUGAUCCCUACCUUCCGACGUGCCAUCAACAAGACAAUCGUAGAAUACUUCAAAUGCGGUGAUCCUGCGCUUGUCUGCAACAUUCCAGAUCUAGCCACCGAAGCAUUCUCUAAGAUUCCCGCGGAUCGACCCAUCCUACAAUUCCUCGUCGAUGAGUACUGUUAUUGGUGGACCGUUGGUUGCGAAACCAGCGAUCCGCCAAUCAAUCUGAAAGAGGCUCCUCCUGCAUUUCUUGCACGUUCGGUGAGGAGCUACAGGACACUGCUCGAAUAUUCACGAGCCGGAAACGGAGUCAACCAGUGUUGCUACUAUGAGCACACUGAUGAGCAGGAAGCUUCGGCUUGCGGCAAGCUGCACAUGUGA
Parastagonospora nodorum SN15 is the source of this 684-nucleotide messenger RNA. RefSeq lists its product as hypothetical. Lineage: Eukaryota; Fungi; Ascomycota; Dothideomycetes; Pleosporales; Phaeosphaeriaceae. The record is from RefSeq and is a predicted model, not a curated record. Bases 1 to 684 code for a protein of 227 amino acids. Gene Ontology annotation, molecular function: protein binding. The transcript has 3 exons.